AUGCUCGACACGCUCGAAACCACCACGGAUGAAGCUACCUUUACCCAAACCUUUGGUCCAUUUUCAGUAUUUCGUGUAGAAUCUCGCAGCUCGAAACCUCUGGGACAAGCGCUUACAGGUGUUAACGACAACAAUCACCCUCCACCUGGUCCUGAAAAUGGCUCUGAAGGAGUGUCGAGAAGAGAGAUCACAACGUCUCCAGAGCCUCACAGAGAUCAUCACCCACCAAGUAUGCUGCGUGGCCUAGACGCUCUCAUCCUACCCGGCUGCAGCAGAGAACUAAUCCACCAUUGGAUGACGUUCUUCGCUGAGAACAUUAUCGUAAUAGACACGGCCUCAAACCCCUGCUGGACUGUCGCCUUUCCCAUGGCAAUGAAGGGAGUCUGCGACAUGACCAUGAAGCCGAAUGGUAGCACCGCUCUCUUCCACGCAUUAUGUGCAGUGUCCGCCCACAGUCUUCUACAACUCAAGGGGCCUAGUUCUCGAUAUCUCAAGCUUGCAUUACAACAUGAGCAAGCCCUCUUUCAAACCCUUCGACACUUCAUAUCCCUACCUCAAGAUGGCCAGACAGCGGCCGAAGGGUUCGACGGCAUAUUGAUGGCCAUAUUAUCUUAUAUGGUGAAAUUUUCCGUCUCAGGCCAGCCAGGAGAGUGGCGACAUCAUCUUCGCGCCGGGCUCGAAUGGUUGACUAGUCGAUGCACACGAGAUCAUCCUCGUGGCCAGUCAGACCCAGGGGUUCAUCCCUGCAUCACGUAUUUAUUCUUAUGCGGUGCCGUCAUGGGGAACGUGGAUGUUUCUUCCGACACUUUGGUCGCUCUGAAAAUAUCAUCGACAUAUGACGGUGGCGACCAAGAAGAAGAUCAAGACGACGCAGUUCCGGUUUUCGCCAUGAAGCAUUCGACAUUUCGAAACAUCAUUCGCAUCAGCGAGUUGCGCCGUCGUGCUCGGCAAGGCUGGCAGUCGCUCGAUCUUCACGAGGUCGAGGUGCUCGAAAAGCGCGUGUUGGCGCAGGUUCCCAAAGAUAGCCACAGUCAGCCGUUUGAACCUACACAGACACAGACACAGACGCAGACACAUGCACACACAGUCCCACCGACUCCCGAGCAUGAAAGUGAUUUGUCAUGGUCGCCAUCAGAGGCGCGAAUGCCCGGACAGAUUCCCUGCAAAAGUCAAGUUGUGUCCAAACUCAGAUCGACACACACCCCCCAUCAUCAGAAUCAGAGGGAGCAAAUGGCUCGUCACCUGAGCAAUGUCUACGAGUACGCGACCUUGAUAUAUUUCCAACGAGGACUUUUGAAGAUGCCACUGUGCGCGACACAGAGGUCCGUCGAAAAGGGCCUCGACAGCAUCCAGGCCAUGGAAGACAUUAGCAACAAUUCCUGCGGGUGUCUACCUGCAUGGUUCGCCAUCGUGAUCGGUAGCGAGUGUGAAAGUGACGUGCACAGAGAGUUUAUGGUAUCUUGGUUCGAUCGCAAAAGGCGCCAUGGUCUCAAGAUCAUGAAUGUCGCGUGUACGGUUGUGCGUCUUGUGUGGGAGAAGAGAGCAAUCCCGGGAAACCAAGACUUGUAUUGGGAAGAUGUUGAUUUGAAGGAACAUGGACUAGAUGUGAUUUUCUGGUAA
Messenger RNA from Fonsecaea monophora, 1620 nucleotides. RefSeq lists its product as hypothetical. The transcript has a single exon. Gene Ontology annotation, cellular component: nucleus. The coding region runs from base 1 to 1620 and encodes 539 amino acids. Gene Ontology annotation, molecular function: DNA-binding transcription factor activity; transcription cis-regulatory region binding. Gene Ontology annotation, biological process: positive regulation of transcription by RNA polymerase II. The record is from RefSeq and is a predicted model, not a curated record. NCBI's taxonomy places the organism in Eukaryota, Fungi, Ascomycota, Eurotiomycetes, Chaetothyriales, Herpotrichiellaceae.